Nylanderia fulva is the source of this 1317-nucleotide messenger RNA. RefSeq names its product prohibitin 2 (gene Phb2). Lineage: Eukaryota; Metazoa; Arthropoda; Insecta; Hymenoptera; Formicidae. Gene Ontology annotation, biological process: mitochondrion organization. Gene Ontology annotation, cellular component: mitochondrion; membrane. The record is from RefSeq and is a predicted model, not a curated record.
ACUUUUGCAUACUUUCUGCCCGUUCGUGAUAAUUUCUCGCGAUCACGAUUUUUAUACCGGUUCGUCGUCGGUGCAGAUUUAAUUAAUUUCGCAUUUUCUCGAAAUGGCUCAGAAUAAAUUCAGCGAAAUGGCCUCGCGCUUCGGCAAAGGCCCGAACGGGGUUCCGAUGGGCCUGAAGGUCCUCGCUGCGGCUGGUGUCGCGGCUUACAGCGUUUCUAAGUCCAUGUACACAGUCGAAGCCGGUCACAGAGCGAUCAUAUUUUCUCGACUGGGAGGCAUUCAGAAGGACAUCAUGACUGAGGGUCUGCACUUUCGUGUUCCAUGGUUCCACUAUCCGAUCAUUUACGACAUCAGGAGCAGACCUAGGAAGAUCUCGUCACCCACAGGAUCCAAAGAUUUGCAGAUGGUCAACAUUUCUCUUCGUGUUCUAUCCCGUCCUGAUGCCUCCACGUUGCCAGCCAUGUAUCGACAGCUUGGCCUUGAUUAUGAUGAAAAGGUAUUGCCAAGUAUUUGCAAUGAGGUGCUGAAGUCUGUUGUUGCUAAAUUCAACGCUUCACAACUGAUAACACAAAGACAGCAAGUAUCUAAUAUGGUGCGCAAGGAAUUAACAGAACGAGCUCGAGAUUUUAAUAUUGUUCUGGAUGAUGUCUCAAUAACUGAGCUUAGUUUUGGUAAAGAAUACACUGCUGCAGUUGAGGCCAAACAGGUAGCUCAGCAAGAGGCCCAACGAGCUGCUUUUGUAGUAGAAAGAGCUAAGCAGGAACGACAACAAAAAAUUGUACAAGCUGAGGGAGAAGCAGAAGCAGCCAAAAUGCUUGGUCUAGCUGUCAGCCAGAAUCCUGGAUAUUUAAAAUUGCGCAAAAUACGAGCUGCACAGAAUAUUUCGCGUACAAUUGCUAAUUCCCAAAAUAGAGUGUUCCUCAGUGGCAAUAGCUUGAUGCUGAAUAUUCAAGAUCCCAAUUUCGAUGAGGGUUCGGAUAAGCUGAAAAGUCACGAAGGAGUGAACUGGAAGAGUUGGGAUGAGGCGGCCGAUUGUGCCAUACGGAGUCUAAAUACUAGUUCUCAUCGAGCAUUGCUAGAUACUGGAAAACUCAGCAUUGAGGCCCAACCACAUAAGGCACAAGUCCCUUCGUCUCUCCUACUGGAAUCAGCAGAUGAUGGUGUUAAACUUAUAACACCAUGAUGAUUUUGCGAUGCGAGCACGUUUUUUUGUUUAACACAAGCUUUCCUUGUCCAUCCUUUUGUUGAAAGAUAUUCUAUUGUCUACAUUUGAAUAAUUGAUAUGAUAAAAGGAUAAAUUUUCCUAAUGCAAUGUUA